GGUCAUCAAUCUCUUCCCUUGAUUUUCUCCGAUUAAAAUAAAAAUAAAAUAAAAACAGGAAACCCUCUCUUCCCACGAAACCCUUGCUUUCCCACGAAUCACACUCCUCCUACUUGUUUUCUCCCUUUCAAAUUAGGACAUUGUUCUCGUUAACGGAAAAUGAAGCGUUCCUUAAUCAAGGCUAAUCUGGAUGACUCUCAUAUGAAUGAGAAUCCGAAAAGUCAUUAUCCUGAUGAUAGAAGAAUAAGGUUAGAAAGACGAUGGAGGAGACGGGAGGCCGCAAAUGUUAGUUUGAAGCACAAUUGUUUUGCUAGUGCUGCAAGGACAACCACAAAGAUUUAUGGAAAUAGAGCUGUUUUAAAACGUAAAAAUGAUCAUACAACUUAUGAUGACAAAGAUGAAGCUUGCAAAAACAAAUUGGGUACAUUUGUCAGGGACCAUGAUGAAGAUUACAUAUCGUAUUUGGUUACAUAUAAUCCUGAUAUUGAAAUUGAUAGUGCUAAUGAUCAUAACGGCAAUGAUGAAUUUGAUGAAGAUUACAGAUCAUUCUUGGAUACAUAUAACCUUGAUAUUGAAAUUGAUAAUGCUAGUAAUCGUAAUGGCAGCGAUGAAACGGAUGAAGAUUACAGAACCUUCUUGGUUACAUAUAAUCCCGAUGUUGAAAUUGUUAGUGCUAUUGAUCAUAAUCAUAAGGGUAAUGGUGAGAUUGAUGAAGAUUACAGGUCCUUUUUGGUUACAUAUAAUCCUGAUAUUGAAAUUGAUUGUGCGAGUGAUCAUAAUGGCAAUGAUGAAAGGGAUGAAGAUUACACAUAUAAUCCUGAUAUUGAAAUUGAUAGUGCUAGUGAUCAUAAUGGCAAUGAUGAAAUUGAUGAAGAUUACAGAUCCUACUUGGUUACGUAUAAUCCUGAUGUUGAAAUUGAUUCUGCUUGUAAUCAUAAUGGCGGUUCAAAUAUUGAAGCCGAUUUUUGCAACAGUGACAGCGAGGAAAGAGAUGGAGAUUCUCAAUAUAUUUUAAAUCAAAAUGUUUCUGGUGAUAAUAGCGAUGAUGUUGAUGUAGAUGCAGAUUAUCAGUCAUUCCUGAAUUCUUUGAAAGACGGUGACAGAUUGGUCAAUCUGGGUAGUGUGUCGAGAAGAAAAAGUUCAAGUGUUAGGCGAAAUUCAUGCGUUUCUGAUCAGACAUUUCAUACUCCUGAAGUGCAUUGUGACGUUGACGCAGAUUAUGGACUAUUCCUUGGUUUGCCGUCGACUGUUGAUGGCGAUACCACAAACACAUUCAAGGUGGAGGAUGAGAGUAAUUCCUCUGAUUCAGAUCUUAUUAUUUUGGAAUCUAAUCAAAUCGGUGAAAACACUCCGUUCGUUUGUUCAAAAACAUAUGAUUCAUCUUGUUUUGGAAAAGAAAUGGGCUCCAGAGGCAACAUGCAAACAUCUGCUUAUGAUCAUUCUAAAUUUAGAAGCAGACUUAUGGAAUGUCUUGACAAGCCUUAUGACCAAGAAGAGUAUGAAACCAAACUGCAUAAUGUACAUGCGCAAAUGCCAAAGGAACGCCAUCUAGAAACACGGCAGGGGGUGGUUAAAUUAUAUUGCAUUGAAGGUUUCAACGAAUCGUAUCUUCAGAUGUACCCUGAUUUUGAAAAAGCUAUUGCUGAGUACAAGGAACCGCAUAAGGUUUUGUUUCUCUUGCGUGGAUUUUUUUUCUAUGUGCAAAAUGUGUGCCACCAGGGUGGAACAUUUCAGCCUUGGCUCGAUGAAUCAUGUUUGGAGAUAUUGCGAAAAAUGUGAAAAUGGAAUCUUCUAAAUCUAGGAUUUGGAAGCAACGGUUUUAGAAUCUUAACAUCCAACAAUGUUUAAGUACAGUUAAACUUAUUACUGAACUGACCCUGUAAACAGUACCUGAAAGUUAAAGUUACUUCCUUAUUACCUCUGAGUUGAGGAAGGAAACCACUUAUUACUAUCAGUGUGUUUUGUUUUUCAAUUCAUUGAUUAUCAUUUUUUGGCC
Molecule: messenger RNA, 1996 nt
Organism: Cicer arietinum (chickpea)
Lineage: Eukaryota; Viridiplantae; Streptophyta; Magnoliopsida; Fabales; Fabaceae
Source: RefSeq, a predicted model, not a curated record